Molecule: messenger RNA, 669 nt
Organism: Camellia sinensis
Lineage: Eukaryota; Viridiplantae; Streptophyta; Magnoliopsida; Ericales; Theaceae
Source: RefSeq, a predicted model, not a curated record
AUGAUCGACACCUUAGAGUCUAUGUGCAGACUUUACAUUGGGGAAAUCAUUCGACUACAUGGAAUUCCGGUCUCUAUUGUGUCAGAUCGUGAUCCACGAUUCAUCUCUCGAUUUUGGGGAAGCCUGCAGGAAGCUCUUGAAACUACUGAGAAGGUCAAAUUGAUCCGACAAUGGUUGAAGACUGCCCAGGACCGUCAGAAGAAUUUUGCAGACAGGGGGAGGAGACGGUUGAUGUUUGAAGUAGGCAGCCACGUGUUCCUAAAGGUGCAACCCAGGCGUGGAGUCGUACGUUUUGGAAGAAAGGGAAAGCUGUCACCACGAUAUAUUGGAUCUUUCGAGGUAUUGGAAGGAGUGGGCGAUGUAGCAUAUAGACUAGCCCUACCCCCGCAGUUAGCAGGAAUCCACAACGUCUUCUAUGUGUCUAUGUUGAGAAAAUACAUCGCUGACCCGUCACACGUCCUCAAAUGGGAAGAUAUCAGCCUUGACAAGGAUGUUACAUUUAAAGAAGGACCGGUAGCAAUACAGGACAGUCGAGAGAAGAACCUCAGAGACAAGACGGUUCAUUUGGUGAAAGUGCUAUGGCGUCACUGGGGAAUUGAAGAAUCUACUUGGGAGCGCCAGGAUUUGGUAAAGGCAAAUUACCCCGAGCUUUUCGAAGGCAAUAUGUAG